Molecule: messenger RNA, 1920 nt
Organism: Lasiodiplodia theobromae
Lineage: Eukaryota; Fungi; Ascomycota; Dothideomycetes; Botryosphaeriales; Botryosphaeriaceae
Product: Calponin domain containing protein
Exons: 5
Coding region: 1-1920 (639 amino acids)
Biological process (GO): actin cytoskeleton organization; actin filament bundle assembly
Cellular component (GO): cell projection; actomyosin contractile ring; plasma membrane
Molecular function (GO): actin lateral binding; calcium ion binding
Source: RefSeq, a predicted model, not a curated record
AUGGCUCCCCUUGAGCAGCAGUGGGUCAUUGUCCAGCAAAAGACCUUUACGAAAUGGCUUAACAGCAAGCUCUCCGUCCGCGGCCUGGUCAUCAAGGACCUGUGCACCGACCUCUCCGAUGGCACCCUCCUCAUCCACCUGCUCGAGAUCCUCUCCCAGGAAUCCCUCGGGAAGUACGCCUCGAAACCCAAGCUGCGCGUCCAGAAAUUUGAAAAUGUCAACAAGGCGCUGGACUUUGUCAGGAGUCGGAGUAUUCAGCUGGUGAACAUGGGCGCAGAGGAUGUCGUCGACGGCAACCGGAAAAUCAUCCUGGGUCUGAUCUGGACCCUCAUUCUCCGCUUCACCAUCAGCGAGAUUUCCGACCAGGGUCUGAGCGCAAAGGAGGGUUUGUUGCUGUGGUGCCAGAGAAAGACCGCCUGCUACGACGAAGUCAAUGUGCGCGACUUUUCCACAAGCUGGAACGACGGUCUAGCUUUCUGUGCCCUGCUCGACAUCCACCGCCCCGACCUUAUCGACUAUGACUCCCUUGACAAGAACGACCACGCCGGUAAUAUGAAGCUUGCUUUCGAGAUCGCUGCCAACGAGAUCGGCAUCCCAGACCUUCUUGACGUCGAGGACGUCUGCGACGUUGCCAAGCCCGACGAGCGUUCGCUGAUGACCUACAUUGCCUACUGGUUCCACGCCUUUUCGCAAAUGGAGAAGGUUGAGAACGCCGGCCGUCGUGUCGAAAAGUUUGUACAGAGUAUGCAGGGUGCUUGGGAGAUGCAGAAUUCCUUUGAGCGUCGCAUGAGGGAGCUGUUGCGCCAGAUUGCGGAGCAAAAGAAGGAGUGGGAGGGAGCUGUAUUUGACGGAACCUACGCCGAUGCAAAGCACCAAGCUGCGCUCUUCACAACCUACAGGAGGUCCAAGAAGCGGGAGUGGGUCGCAGAGAAGUCGGAUCUGGUCAGCCUCCUAGGCAACAUCAAAACAAAGCUCAGCACGUACCGCCUACGUCCUUACACGCCGCCACCGGAGCUCAGUCUGGAGGCUCUGGAUCAAGCCUGGGCCGGACUCAUGGCAGCAGAACGCGCAAGAAGCUCAGUAAUCAACGAAACGAUCAGAGACAUCAAAAAUGCCCUUCGCCGCUCGUUUGCCGACAAAGCGAAUGACUUGGCACUUGCUCUGAACACUUUGUCCGUUUCUUUGUCAGGUCUCGAAGGUGACGUAGAAGAUCAGCGGCAACACACGCAGAAGCUCAGCGAGAACGUAAAGCCAUUGAAUCAGUUCUUGGAAAUAAUCGCCGAUAUCGACAGGCAAUGCCAGGAGGCUAACAUCGAAGAAAACGACUACACAACAUAUACUUACGACGAGCUGGAGUACGAACUAGACUUGGUGAAAGCUAGCGUCUCGAAGAAGCUUGCUUUCCUCGACAACCAGAUGGUGGCACGUAACAUGACCAAUUUGACACCCAUUCAACUGGAGGAGUUCGAGUCCGUCUUUAAGCAUUUCGAUCGUGAUCUGAGCAACUCGUUGACGGAGCUGGAGUUCUCUGCUGCGCUUGCCAGUCUUGGUCUGGUCUAUGACGAAGAAGAAAUGCACGAGCAGUUCAUGGAGACGAGCGAGGGGAGCAAUUACGUUUCGUUUGAGCAGUUCAUUCGGUUCAUGGUCAACGAGACUGAGGACCAGAACAACGCCGAGCAGGUCUUCGAGAGUUUCAGGGAAGUUGCGGACGGCAAGCCUUACGUCACCGAGCUGGAUCUCCGCCACUCUCUCGUGCCGGACGAGAUUAUCGAGGAUCUGAUCAGGCAGAUGCCAGAGCACAAGGGCCCCGACCUGCAGGAGGACCGCGAUCUGCCCAAGUACGACUACAUUACUUACAUGAAUAACUUCAUCUCGGGCGGCAACCGCGGUAAUGAAGGAGCUAAUGGAGACGCAUCUUAA